This is a messenger RNA of Marasmius oreades (fairy-ring Marasmius), 2183 nucleotides long. RefSeq lists its product as uncharacterized. The record is from RefSeq and is a predicted model, not a curated record. The coding region runs from base 441 to 1820 and encodes 459 amino acids. Gene Ontology annotation, biological process: transmembrane transport. The transcript is spliced from 9 exons. Gene Ontology annotation, molecular function: transmembrane transporter activity. Lineage: Eukaryota; Fungi; Basidiomycota; Agaricomycetes; Agaricales; Marasmiaceae.
AUGGAAAAUGCCGGGCGCAGAAAGUUCUUAUGAUCGGGCGGAGGCUGCGGACCGCUCAUCCGUUCUCUUUUUCACUCCGAAUACCGAUCAUUUCUCUGCACAAUACCCACUACCACUAACCCGUUCAUCCAUGAUCAAAAGGCGCGCCAUACAAGAAGCUCGACCAACAGUCUCUUUCUACUAUGCCACUAUUGGUUAAAGUAUUAGAUGAGUUAACCUAAUCUAGAAUAGUGACACAUUGGCUUCAAAAUACCUCGAAGUGGUGAGGACCGACAGCGACACAUGGUCCAACUGGCUUUGGGUAUUCGGGGAUUAUCAUUACGAGGAUGAUGGGAGAAUUCUGGACAUGAGUCAGGAGCCAACCAGUAGGAUGCCAUCAAUAAAUUGUACGCAACAAAUUCAUCCGACCACGGGCUCUCUACCUCCCAGACCUCGCGAAGAUGGAUUCCGAACUGCAGGCAAAACCGCGCCAAACGCCUCUUCCUAUGGGGCAACUCUCCCUCAUUCUUAUGAUACAAUCAUCUGAUCCAAUCGCCUCCACCGUCAUCUACCCUUUCAUCGCACAACUCAUCCGCAGUACCGGGGUCACCAAAGGGGAUGAGGCAAGGGUUGGGUAUUACGCUGGAAUGAUAGAAUCAAUCUUCUUCCUAUCUGAAGGGCGUCCGAUUCUAUUGUGGGCGCCGCUCGGAUUAGCGGUUGCAAUGUUAGGUUUUGGACUUUCAAGGACAUUUUGGCUUUUGGUGUUCUGGCGCGCGGUUCAGGGUGUGUUCAAUGGCAAUAUCGGCGUGGCGAGGACUGCAAUGGCUGAGAUCACCGACUCAACUAACAUCGCCGACGCUUAUAUGCUCUUCCCCAUAGUAUGGCAGAUCGGGGUCACUCUUGGUCCUGCAAUCGGCGGGCUGCUAUCCGAGCCUGCUUCGAAUUGGCCGCGUUUAUUUGGCGGGGUCGGACUCUUUGUGGAUUACCCCUACUUCUUACCCUGUCUCGUGCCAGGUGUCUAUGCCCUCGUCGUCUUUUUCAGCUGCUGGUUUGGCUUGAAGGAGACACAUCCGUCGUUUAGGAAAAAAACCAAGGCUGAUGACUCCGAAGACGCCUCUCGGACUCCCCUCCUUUCUGAAACCGAUGACUCGGUAUACGACGCGACGAGGCAAUCGUCGACAGAGUCGACGCAUCCAUCCGCACCCCCACCAGUCUCCAUCUUCAAUCCGAAUCUCAACAUUGUCCUUGCAAACUACUUCUUCCUGGCAUUCACCGACAUGUCAUAUGUCGUCCUUAUUCCCAUAUUUUACUCUACUUCCAACUCAAUGGGUGGGCUCGGCUUCUCUGCAAAGACUAUCGGAACGACCUUGGCUGUCUACAAUUUCGGGAACGCCUUCGUUCAGAUCACUAUCAUGAAGCGGGUUUUAAAGUGGUUGGGCCCAAGGAGGCUCUAUCAAUUCGCGUACUCCAUGUCGAUGGUUCCAUUCGUGAUGAUGAUGUGCCAACAGAUGCUCGUUAGCUGGUACGGAAAGGUUACUCUCGGGGUAUGGGUGGCGAUAGUUUUGCAGUUUUCUGCAGCGUCGGUGAGCAACGUGUCGUAUGCAUGUAUACAGCUUUUACACGUCGAGGCGGCGACUCCGGGAACGCUCGGUGCUGUGAAUGGGUUUUCCCAGACUGCGGCAUCGGCGAUUCGGACGGUUGCUCCUACUUUGGCGUCGUCGUUGUUUGCGUUGUCAUUGCAGUCUGGGGUUCUUGGCGGGUAUUUGGUCUACGCUGUGAUACUCCCGGUGACCCUGGUUGGGUCGGGCUGUGCUACAAGGCUUCCUAGUCACUUGUCUUGAAGCGAGACAAUGCCUGACGGAGGGUAGUGCAUUUGUUGCCUAUUGAACAUGAUAUGAUUUCCCUACGCAUUUCGUACAUCAGUCCACUAUAAAAUUUGCCUCAUAUGCCUUGAGCAAUCGAGGGGCAUGCCCAUCAACUCGAGACGGGAAAGGUUCUGCUUCUUCGACCGAGCGACGAGGGACUGAAAUACAUCUUGGAUCCAUUUACCAACGAAGUAUGGUUCAGAGAGGGAGGGGCCUAUAUAGCGAAACGUUGGGCUGACUCAUGGCAAUGUAAAAUACAGGAGCUCGAGGCCCUUUCGAGAUUGGCGUUGAGAAAAAUGUAUACUGGCCAACGUGGGGAUCGAACCCAAGACCUUCGCG